GCGGGAGCUUCUCUCCCGGAGGAGGCAGCAGCGGGAAGCGGACGGCCGCCGGGACGGCAGCGCUGCCGGGCUGGUGCGGAGCCCCUUCUCUCCGGCCGGGAACUCCGUGGCACCGGGAGCGAGCACAAUGAUGGUCCAACACUCAGGCCAGGUAUCUGCAUUAGAAGUCAGCGCCUCCGCAAUUGUUCCCACUUUGUCCCCCGCAGGGUCACUGGGGUUUGAUGAUUUCACAAAUCUAACCCCACUGGUGAAAGAGGAACUGAGGUUCACCAUUCAGAAUAAGCGUCAGUCGCACAGGAUGUCUUCUACAUUGGACACGGUGACAGUUUCUGAAAGGCCUGUUGAAACAUCAAUCACGAAAACAGAGUUUUCUCCUGAAGAGGAUGAAAGAAAAAAGAGAAGAAGGGAAAGGAACAAAAUUGCUGCUGCAAAGUGCCGAAACAAGAAGAAGGAGAAAACAGAGUGUUUGCAGAAAGAAUCAGAAAAGCUGGAAACUAUCAAUGCAGAAUUAAAAGCCCAGAUCGAAGAGCUAAAGAAUGAGAAGCAGCAUUUGAUAUACAUGUUAAAUCUUCACAGGCCCACUUGUAUAGUUCGGGCACAAAACGGAAGGACACCUGAAGAUGAAAGGAAUCUUUUUAUUCAACAGAUCAAAGAAGGCACAUUACAAGGUUAAGUGAUACGGCAAAUAUGGAAGUAUUUAUAGUGGUUUUUAACAGCUACCAGAAUCCAUGGGGGAUCUGACAUAAUGUGUAGGAUUCUAUUAGUCAAGAGCCUUUAGGAAGGGCAGAUUGCUUUAAGCAGAAAGAAUCAUUUUGGCUUGACAGCGAUUCUUCCCCUUGGAAGAUCUGGUCUCAAUCAAAUUGAAGAGUCUUCUGCCUCAAAUAUAGGUUUUGCACCUGACAUACUCGCUGUUCCUAGGAGCUACAGACAACAGCUUCAGAAGUUUUAGCUCUCUGCUAGUAUACAGUAUCUGCACUCACAACGUUUGUGCUAGAGCACUAUGACUUCCGAAGAUGCACAUGGUACAGACAGCUGUGCUGGAUGGACACUAUUCCUCCUUGUUGCUAGUAAGGAAGGUGGACUGAGAGUAUUUUCAGUUUCCAAGUUUCCAGGAGGAUGGUUUCAUGUACUGAUACGUAAUGUUGCAUUCUAACCGAACACACACACACACACGCACACAAAGACACAAACAAGCUUUUAGUUCCAACUAAGCUUUGUAAUAUCUUCUUCACAACACUUGUGUGGGUUUUUUCUGUGACUCAUCUCAAAGACCGAAUCUGAAGAACCUCGUGGGUGUGACAAAGAAGUUCCUUGCAAAACGUCCAUACCUUGUAUUUUAGGAGUUGGAAUCCCACCUGCUAUCCUUUGGGGGCUACAGUUUUAACUUGAAUUGCUGAAGAGCAGCUUGUACCACCACUUGGUGAAUUGGACUCCCUGGAAAGAGGAAACCAACUACGGAGGGAUAUCGAUACAGGUUUUGCCUGAAUAAAGAACUGCAGGACUGAAUCCCAGGCUCAUAAGUAAUGAAGAGUUGAAAAUACAGGAUCAAAUCCUGCAAGCCUUAAUUCAUGCUAUUAACCCCCACUCACAGAAGAGGUUCCAUGGACUUCAGUGGGUCUGUUUACGAAAUAGUUCUUAUAAACAUAAGAGCUUGUGACAGCUUUUCCCAUCCUGGUCAGGAUUACUUCCUUCUGCCAGGUGAUUCAGAGGGAAAAAUUGAUUGUAGCUACUUUGAUUUUGUAUCUGAGUGGCAACUACAGUCAAUCAAAAGUGUUACUUAGAACCUAAAGGAGGAAAGCGUCUUGAUGUAGUGAAUAACUGGUUUUGGUUUUUAAUCAAAUACUAACCUUGGAUGUUUUUGAACUGGUAGAAGAGCUGCUGGACAAAACAGUUGGAGCUACGAGUGUUUGAAUUCUGAUGUUUCUGUGAAAUUCUGAGAUUGUUUAAUCCUAUAAAAUAUAUCCUUACAAUUUUUUGUAAAAGAAAAUAUUAUCCUUAUUUAUCACUAUCAUAAUGGGUAGAGUUAAUAAAUACUGCGAGCAAGAGAAAACUGAAA
Molecule: messenger RNA, 2056 nt
Organism: Melopsittacus undulatus (budgerigar)
Lineage: Eukaryota; Metazoa; Chordata; Aves; Psittaciformes; Psittaculidae
Gene: ATF3
Product: activating transcription factor 3
Exons: 4
Coding region: 128-673 (181 amino acids)
Biological process (GO): regulation of transcription by RNA polymerase II
Cellular component (GO): nucleus
Molecular function (GO): DNA-binding transcription factor activity, RNA polymerase II-specific; RNA polymerase II cis-regulatory region sequence-specific DNA binding
Source: RefSeq, a predicted model, not a curated record